AUGACUGGGCAUAUUAUCCAUAAAUUAAGAGACCUGAAAGAAAGAUGCAGUGAAGCUGGUGGAGGAAAUGAACAGCAGACAGACGUUAUCAGUGCUUGGGAAGGAGACUCCAUCAGCAUAAUUUGUUCAAGGGGAUAUUUAGAAGAGAUACUGGGAACGUACUUGAGAGCCGGCAAGGAGCAGCUCGCUGUGUUAUAUGUUCCCAGAGAGGGUACUCCACGCACAUUUGCUCCUUUGACCGAUCGCCUCAAUUACUCAGAGGAAGGAAGGACCCUCAGGAUCACCCUGCAGAAUGCACAGCAAUCAGAUUCCAAUAUCUACCAGUGCUCUACGUAUGUUUUGAGUAAAGGCCACCACAAAGUGCUGUGUGAGAAGAAAACCAUAGUAGUGGUGAAAGCUCAAACCAGGGGAGUUGUCAAACAGUCACCACUCUAUGCCAGUCCUCAGCCAGGCCAGUCAGUCACCAUUACCUGUGCAUUGAAAAGUUCAUACGAAGACUUCUACUUGCUCAAGACCCACGUGCAACGUGAAAGAGUGCUGCAUGUUUCAAGUCAGAAUACUUCAACCACUUCUCUUGCUUUUGCUAAUCGUUUGGAGUACUCAAAGGAAGAGCAGAAAGUAGUGAUAACUCUGCACAACCUCCAGGAAAACGACAGUGAUAUUUAUGUCUGUGCUGGGAUGGUGAAAAAUGUCACUUUCCUUUCAGUGAGUGGAAGUGGCACCAUGAUGCUAAUUAAAGGUGAGAAGCAGGUAGACUGCAGCAAUAGUUCCUGGGUCAUCUAUGGUCUUACCAUCACGAUAGCAUUACUGUUGACUGCAAUGAUGUGCUGCAUCUUGGGCCGUGUCGAUAUGAAGCGAUGCUUCCAGAAAAGAAACCCACAUACGAUAUUAAAUACAGUAUAUGAAGACAUGUCUUAUGCUUCUAGACGGAACACCUUGAACAGAACCAACACCUGCUCCCUUAGCAAUUAAGCUUCUGCCAGCUGGGACUGUACCUGGAUCAACCAUUCCUUUACAAGUCUUUCUGAGGGCUGCCUUGGCAACCUGAUGCAGUUACUGAACUGAAAAUUCUAUCUCUUCCUUUCUUUGGUGGAAAGAGAAACCUGCCUCAUUUCCAAAACUUUUAUUGCCCUCAUAAUUUGUUAUUUUUUAACUUUUUUUUCUUCAAUGUAUAGAACAUGUAGAGAAAUGCAGGUACCCUGCACAUAUGUUUGUGGUUUACUAUGGAAAACAAGAUCUUUGGACUAUACAUUUAUCUAGAUGCCCCAUAUCAGCUCAUUUCUUUGAGAGAUAAAUAGCUUUUUCAGAGGUGAGAUAGACUGAGAGGUCUGGUUAUGAGUGUUGGUGAGUGCUCAGGAAGACCUUAACAGGCCUGUUAGAUACUAUGGCAAUGGAUCCACAUGUUCAUGGAUCACAGCUCUCUUAUGAAUCCUCGUGGCUCUGCCCAAGAGCUCAUGUAGCUAAAGCCAACUUAAAAAUGACAGCAAAUAAAUCUGUUGGGAAGAGACUUCAGGAACAUUGUGGCAGAGUGCAUGAUACAUGAAGUGUUGGAUAUGUGUGGACUUACCUGUUCAAAGUCCUAUGAAAAUGCAGUCCAGCCUAGGUUUUAAACUGCUGCCUUUGUCAGGGUGACGUGGAUGGUGUGGGUCUUGGCAUGGCUGACAUAACUAGACCUGGAGUGUGAUGACUUUUGGAGACAGCAGAAAUAUUUAGGACAUGCUGAUGCUGUCUCAGACUCCAGAUGCAUUCUCCACAGCAGAAUGCAUUUCUCCAGGUCAGUGACUCUGUACUGCAGAGUACAAGGUGAACUUAUCCUGGCAUAAAGCCAGUGCCCAUGUUCCAAUCUGGGCAUGAGUGAGUCUGAUCCCAAAUCACUCUUAGCAAAGUAAUUUAUCACCACCGUACAUGCAUCAAGUAGAAACCAAAUUUCGUUCAGUAAUGAUUUAGAACAGAUUGUCUCAGUGAGCUUAACUCUCUUGCUGAGGAAGGGCUACAGCUUCUUCCAGGUUUGUCUUGCUUUUGCAAACUUGGGUCUGAUGUGGAAAGUGAACAAUCUUGCAAGAGCUAUCAAAUUGUCCUACUACCACACAGGAUAAUGGGGCAUAAUGGGGUUGGAGGUUUCUGUGGGGUGAGACUAUGAUUUUGUAUUGAUGUAUUUGGGGGUUUAAGAGAUUAGGGAUAGUUUGCUGUUGAUGACAGUGUCUAGCUGGAGCGGAGUCAGGCACAGUAGAUCCUCCCUCUCUGGAGCUGAGCUCUGUGGAGGUCUCAGCUUCUUGAGCCAAGCCUGCCACUGGGGAAAGCCCAUGCCCCUCCACAUGGCACUUGUGAAAUGGUGUGCAUCAGACCAGGGGGAGAAUUCUGCUCACUCUGGUGGGUGGGGGAGGGAUGGGUUUAUUUUGUAAGCAGAGAUGUGCAGAGCUGUAGAUGAAUAAAAUGAUGUUUGUGACUGGGGCUUUGCACAGCUGUUCAAUACUUUUAUACGUGUAUUAAAGACCAUUUUG
Molecule: messenger RNA, 2501 nt
Organism: Pogoniulus pusillus (Red-fronted tinkerbird)
Lineage: Eukaryota; Metazoa; Chordata; Aves; Piciformes; Lybiidae
Product: CD226 antigen-like
Exons: 5
Coding region: 1-972 (323 amino acids)
Biological process (GO): adaptive immune response
Cellular component (GO): membrane
Molecular function (GO): signaling receptor activity
Source: RefSeq, a predicted model, not a curated record